Manihot esculenta (cassava) is the source of this 1741-nucleotide messenger RNA. RefSeq names its product dnaJ protein homolog. Gene Ontology annotation, cellular component: cytoplasm; cytosol. Gene Ontology annotation, molecular function: Hsp70 protein binding; ATP binding. The coding region runs from base 268 to 1524 and encodes 418 amino acids. Lineage: Eukaryota; Viridiplantae; Streptophyta; Magnoliopsida; Malpighiales; Euphorbiaceae. The transcript has 6 exons. The record is from RefSeq and is a predicted model, not a curated record. Gene Ontology annotation, biological process: response to heat; protein refolding.
CAGAGCCAAAUAGAAAAAUGCAAAAGCGAAUUCUAGACUCUUCUGUAACCUUCUUCAAUCUCAACCGUCUAUAUCACUGCAGCGCUUUUAAACAGCCCUCGUAUAACGCCCUCUCUGCCUUGAUCUUUCUUGGCGAGUCAUUGCUCUCAAAUAUUCCUUGCGUGUCCAGAGGCUUCUCAAGAAGAAGAAUAGAUCCAAAGACUGUUUUUGGAGAUUUGGUUUGCGGGUUUUUCUGUGUUUGAUUUGAUAUAGAGCGAAAGAAAGAAUAUGUUUGGCAGAGCACCUAAGAAGAGUGAUAACACCAGGUACUAUGAAAUUUUAGGAGUGUCGAAGAACGCUUCCCAAGAUGAUUUGAAGAAGGCUUACAAGAAAGCCGCUAUCAAGAAUCAUCCUGAUAAGGGUGGCGAUCCUGAAAAGUUCAAAGAGUUGGCCCAGGCUUACGAAGUUUUGAGCGAUCCAGAGAAACGUGAGAUCUACGAUAAUUAUGGUGAGGAUGCACUUAAGGAAGGAAUGGGUGGUGGCGGUGGUGGCCAUAACCCUUUUGACAUAUUUGAAUCCUUCUUUGGUGGGAACCCAUUUGGCGGUGGCAGUAGUCGAGGAAGGAGGCAGAGACGGGGAGACGAUGUGGUUCAUCCCUUGAAGGUCUCUUUGGAAGAUCUAUAUCUCGGUACAACUAAAAAGCUUUCUCUAUCCCGCAAUGUUAUAUGCUCGAAGUGCAAUGGUAAAGGUUCGAAAUCUGGAGCUUCAAUGAAGUGCCCUGGUUGUCGGGGAACUGGUAUGAAGGUCUCAAUAAGGCAGCUGGGCCCUUCAAUGAUCCAGCAGAUGCAGCAUCCUUGCAAUGAAUGUAAGGGUACUGGUGAAUCAAUUAGUGAGAAGGACAAAUGCACGCAAUGCAAGGGGGAGAAGGUUGUUCCAGGGAAGAAAGUGUUGGAAGUCAUAGUAGAGAAGGGCAUGCAACAUGGGCAGAAAAUUACAUUCCCCGGCGAAGCUGAUGAAGCGCCUGAUACCAUCACGGGAGAUAUAGUUUUUGUCCUUCAGCAAAAGGAACAUCCAAAAUUCAAGAGAAAGGGGGAUGACCUUAUUGUGGAGCAGAGUCUAUCCCUCACUGAAGCUCUUUGUGGCUUUCAGUUUGUAUUGACACACUUGGAUGGGAGGCAUCUUCUUAUAAAAUCAAACACUGGGGAAGUUGUCAAGCCAGACUCAUUCAAGGCAAUUAAUGAUGAGGGUAUGCCCAUGUACCAAAGGCCAUUCAUGAAGGGGAAGCUGUACAUCCAUUUUAUUGUGGAAUUCCCUGAUUCUUUGACCCCAGAUCAGGUUAAGGCACUUGAGGCAAUUUUGCCUCCAAGGCCCUUCAGUCAGCUGAUGGAUAUAGACCUGGAUGAGUGCGAGGAGACUACCCUGCACGAUGUUAAUAUGGAGGAGGAAAUGAGAAGGAAGCAACAGGGGCAGGCUCAACGGGAGGCAUAUGACGAGGAUGAGGAGAUGCAUGGUGGCGCACAAAGGGUUCAAUGUGCCCAGCAGUGAUUGAACUAACUUCUUCUGAUCUAGAAAUUACAAAUAUACUUGUAAUGGAAUCGGGAAACAUGUGAUCAUGUGGAAAAUUUUCAGGGAUGAUGCUUAUGGGUAAAUUGCAUGGUUCUCUGUAUGUUUUCUUUUUGUUUUGUUGUUCUAAUUGGAUUAUGUUUUUCAUUCUUGUUCAAGAAGAAAAUCAUGUCACUGCCGCACGGCAUACGACGCUCAA